This is a messenger RNA of Petromyzon marinus (sea lamprey), 9021 nucleotides long. The record is from RefSeq and is a predicted model, not a curated record. Lineage: Eukaryota; Metazoa; Chordata; Hyperoartia; Petromyzontiformes; Petromyzontidae.
AAUUCUGAUGACCAGCGAGGAGCUCUCCAGACCGCGAGGCCGACUCCCCACGGCCGUCAGUGCAGCGCUUAGCAGGGCGACACGAGCAGCCAUUCCAUCAUCAUCGUCGUCAUCGUCAUAAUCAUCAACGUCAUCAUCCUCAACAUCUUCAACAUCGUCAGCAACACGGGGCAUUUGCAUUAAAAAGGCCACGUGGUGCGCGUACGGGGAGACAAAGCUGAAAUAAAGUUGGUGAAUUUACUGCUGCUGCUGUUUCCAAUUGACGAGAGACAGAGACGGCAGAGACAACGACAACAACAACAAGAAUAAGAAAUAUAUAAGAGAAAAAAAUCAAUCAAGACCAUCCUCGUCGUCGUCGGCGAUACGGACUAAGGAGAGAACACGUGCGCCGCCGCCGCGUACGGGGAGACGAAUUGAAAGUUGGACAGCCGACCCCGGCCAUGGCCUCUACAUUCGGCGGGGCUCCGCGGUUCCUCUCGCGGCCGCGGGCCCCGCGUGGCCUCGUCCUGGGCGCGGACGCCACCAUCAACUGCAAGAUCGCGGGCGAGCCGGCGCCCGUCGUCCUCUGGGAGAAGGGGGGCGAGCGGCUGGGCGCGGGGGGCCGCUACCGGCCCUACGAGGACGGCGACGGCGGCUACGGCCUCGUCAUCAGCGAGGUGCGCGGCGACGACAGCGGCCUCUACACGUGCCGCGCCUCCAACGGCGUGGGCGAGGCCUACAUGGCCGUGACCCUCAGCGUGCCGGCGGCGGAGGGACCGCCGGGCGUGACCCCGUCCAUACGGACACCGCCACCAACACGGACACCGCCAACCACAGAAACACCGCCAACAACACGGACACCGCCAACCACAGAAACACCGCCAACAACACGUACACCGCCACCUUCACGAACACCGCCACGAACGCGAACACCGCCAACCACACAGACACCGCCACCACGGACUCUGCCCACUCAAUCUCGGCCGACGUCGACGUCGGCGCCAACUCCGAGCCACGCCCCGAGCCGGACUCGUCCCGCGUUCGAGUCGGCCCCGCGCUCGGUGCGCGUCCGCGCCGGUCGCGACGCCGCCUUCUCGUGCCGCGCGUCCGGCCAGCCGCGGCCCCGCGUGUCGUGGGAGAAGGGCGGCCGCGCCAUUGACCACGACGCGGACGGGGGCGGCCGCUACGCGGUGAGCGAGUCGGCGACGAGCGACGCGGCGUGCACGGCGUCCGUGCUGCGCGUGUACUGCGCUCGCGCGGCGGUCGACGCGGCCGAGAUCGUGUGCCGAGCCGCGAACGCGGCCGGGGAGGUGACGGUCAUGGUGAGGCUCGAGGUGGACGAGGAGGAGGUGGCAGACGACGUGGAGGAGAAGGGGUCUCGUCACUCGAGGCGAGAGCCCUCGCGGUCACAGGGCAGCUCGGCGUAUCCGCACGCCAACGGCGAGAGGAAAAGUGGCGGUUACGAGGAGCGAAUAGGUGGUGGUGAUGGUGGUGAUGAUGAUGAUGACCACGAAUGGCGGAAGCAGAAGGAAGAGGAGGAAUACUUUUCGCCUCGGUUACUCGAGGCCAAGCGACGGAUGGAAGGUCUGGGUCUGGAAUUGAAGAAACUCCGCGACGGGAGCGCGUGCGGGCAAGACGACCUCAUCUCGUCCGCACAUCGGCAUCACAAGCAGCAGCAACAGCAACAUCAUCGCCACCGCCGUCAUCAACGUCACCACGAACAGCAGCAGCAGGAGCAGCCGCCCGUGAAGCCCAUGAGCUACACCAUCUCGGAGGGGAAGCACGCCAAGUUCAGCUGCAACGUGACGGGCAAGCCGAGGCCGCGCAUCGUGUGGAAGAAGGAGGGACGCGAGCUGGGCGAGGGACGGCGCCACCUCCUCUACGAGAGCGACGAGGGCCUCUUCGUGCUCAAGGUGCUGUACUGCCGCGCGCGCGACCAGGGCCUCUACACCUGCGAGGCCUCCAACCGCGUCGGCUUCACCUACAGCGCCGUGCAGCUGCACGUCAGAGAGCCGCCGUGCCCAUUCCGGAGCCGGCUGCGCGACAUGGAGGCGCGGGAGGGCGGCGUCGCCACCCUGGAGUGCGAGGUGGCGCGCGCCGGGGACGAGGCGGCGUGGUUCCUGGAAGAGCGGCGGCUGGGGCACUCGGAGAAGCACGCCGUGGAGAGCUCGGGCAAGCUGCGCCGCCUCGUCGUGCGCGACCUCGGCCCCGACGACGACGGGGUGUACGUGUGCGAGACCGCCGACGGGAGCCGCACCGUGGCCGAGCUGAGCGUCACAGGUAAGAUCGCGAAGCGGCUGCCCCGGCGGGUGAAGGUGGCGGCGGGCGGCGGCGCCGUGCUGGAGGCGGAGGUGGCGCGCUCCGGCGGCCAGGUCCACUGGCUGUGGGCCGGCCGGGAGGUGCGGCCGGAGGCCCACGGGGAAGGGGACGACCCCCGCGCCCGGGCCGCGAUGGACGGGGCGAAGCGGCACACGCUCACCCUGCACGCCCUCGAGCUGCGCGACAGCGGCCCCGUGGUGUUCGUGGCGGACGGAUCGCGGUCGACCGCGCAGCUCCUCGUCGUGGGUGCGGACCGACUCGGCAGCGGCGGCAGCAUGCUGCCCACGCUGGGCGAGCUCACGGACACGAGCGUCACCGUGCGCUGGACUCCGCUGCCGGACGCGCGGGGCUACGCGGUGGAGCGGAACGCGCUCGGCCGCCCCGAGUGGCUGCGCUGCCACGCGGAGGAGCUGCUCACGGAGCCGUGGCUGCGCGUGCGCGUCCCCGAAAGCGCGGAGUACCGCUUCCGCGUGUUCGCGCUGCGCGCCGGAGCCCUCCCCGGCAGCUGCGAGGCCGUGCCAGGCACCGCGACGCUCGCCGUGGAACCGGUGGUAUUGCGGGCUCCACACGACCUCCGGGUGAGCGAGGGGCAGGACGCCGAGUUCCGGGUGGUGCCAGGCGGUCGCUACGAAACGCGCACCGAGGGCCACGCGCGCCUCCUCGUCAUCCGGGACGUGGACGCAGGCGACAGCGGGGCCCAGGUGGAGUUCCGGUGCGGCGAGGAGUGUGGGCGAGCCGCCACGCUCACCGUCACAGCCGCCCCAGACCUCUUCGUUCGGGACCCGGAGCCGAGUACGGACGUGCGUGCCGAGUCGGGGAGCCCCGCCGUGCUCGCGUGCCGCGUGCGUCGCCCCGGAUCGCGAGUCCGCUGGCUCGGGCCCGGCGGCAUCGACCUCCUCGUCGACAAGCGGCCACCGCCUCCGUCUCGAGGUCAUGGCCACCAGGAGACGGGGGCCGGCGAGGGCAGCGGAGGUGCGAGGAGGAAGGAAGGCGAGGAGGAGGGGGAGGAGCAGGGGGAGGUGGAGUUCAGCGAGCGGAGCGAAGGGACGCUGCGAGAGCUGACCGUGCGCAGAGCGCGGCCCGGUCACUCGGGGCAGUACACGUGCGCGACGAGCGGCGACUCGCUCACCUUCCGGCUGAGCGUUGCGGAGCCGCCCGCGACCUUCGUGUCUCGCGAGGAGACGCUGACGAGCGUGGAGGCGGUGGAGGGCGAGCGCGCGGAGCUGAGCUGCGUGGUGUCGCGCGGGGACGCGAGCGUCGCGUGGCUCAAGGAGGGACGCACGCUCUCCGAGCAGCAGCAGCAGGAGCUCGGCCUCCGCCUGGAGGCGUCGGGGACGCUGCGCCGCCUCGUCAUCGACCGCGCGCAGGCGGCGCACGCCGGCGUCUACACGUGCGACACGGGGCACGAGCGCGUGGACUUCACGGUCCGCGUCACCGAGCCGCCCGCGACCUUCGUGUCUCGCGAGGAGACGCUGACGAGCGUGGAGGCGGUGGAGGGCGAGGAGGGACGCACGCUCUCCGAGCAGCAGCAGCAGGAGCUCGGCCUCCGCCUGGAGGCGUCGGGGACGCUGCGCCGCCUCGUCAUCGACCGCGCGCAGGCGGCGCACGCCGGCGUCUACACGUGCGACACGGGGCACGAGCGCGUGGACUUCACGGUCCGCGUCACCGAGCCGCCCGCGACCUUCGUGUCUCGCGAGGAGACGCUGACGAGCGUGGAGGCGGUGGAGGGCGAGCGCGCGGAGCUGAGCUGCGUGGUGUCGCGCGGGGACGCGAGCGUCGCGUGGCUCAAGGAGGGACGCACGCUCUCCGAGCAGCAGCAGCAGGAGCUCGGCCUCCGCCUGGAGGCGUCGGGGACGCUGCGCCGCCUCGUCAUCGACCGCGCGCAGGCGGCGCACGCCGGCGUCUACACGUGCGACACGGGGCACGAGCGCGUGGACUUCACGGUCCGCGUCACCGAGCCCCCGGCUCGCUUCGUGUCGCGCGAGGAGACGCUCACCGACGUGGAGGCGGUGGAGGGGGAGGACGUGGCGCUGGGCUGCGAGGUGUCGCGCGACGACGCCGCCGUCUCGUGGCAGCGCGCGGGCGGCGAGGAGCUGAGCGACGACGAGCGGCGCGAGCGGCUGAGCGACGGGGUCGAGCGGGCGCUCGUGCUGCACGGGUGCGAGGCCGCGGACGCGGGGACGUACGUGUGCGUGACGCGCGACGGAGACGCCAUCGAGUUCCACGUGCGCGUCACGGUUACGCAUCGUACCAGGUCCAGGUCCAGUUCUGACAUUUACUCACCACCAAAGUUUUCUUCUGCCGUCGCUACUCCUCCCCCUUGCCCCACAGCCCCCCCCGCGCUCUUCACGCAGCCCCUGCGCGACGUGUACGCGCGCGCCGGGGAGCCCGUUGCGCUCGGCUGCCUCGUGUCGGACCCGCGGGCACACGUGACCUGGCUCCGGGACGGGCUCCCCCUGGGCGAGGGGGGCGAGGAGGAGGAGGAGGAGGGCGAGCGGUGGGAGGAGGUGGUGGCGGAGGAGGGCGUCAGGCGGGAGCUGCGGAUCGCGCGCGUGGCGCUCGAGCACGAGGGCGAGUACACGUGCGAGACGAGCGGCGACGUCACGAGCGCGUGGCUGGCCGUCGAGGUUCCUCGUCCCGUGGAGUUCGUGUCGGAGCUGCACGGGCUCACGGUGCUGGAGGGCGAGGACGCGACGUUCCGCUGCUCGGUCUUGCCGGCCGACGCGGCCGUGCGCUGGGAGCUGCGUGGCGCCGCAUUGGAGGCCGGGGGCCGUGCAUCGCUCCACGAGGAUGGCGCCGCCCGCUCGCUGCUCCUGCGCGCCGUCACGGCGCUCGACGCCGGCGAGGUGGCGGCACUGGCCGACGGAGCGGAGACGCGGGCCCUGCUCCGCGUGCAAGAGGCCCCCGUGUCGUUCGUGCGCGGGCUGGAGGCGACGGCGGCGGAGGAAGGUGACGACGUGGUGUUCACCGUGGAGUUGUCGCGAGCGCAGGCCGAGGUGCGCUGGGCACGCAACGGCGUGCUGCUGAACCCCGGAGCCGAGCGCGCCGAGCUGCGCGUGCACGGACCGCUGCGCUCGCUCACCGUGCGCUCCGUCAGCUUCUCGGACCGCGGCGUCUACUCCUGCGAGAGCCUCCACGAGCGCACGCAGGCGCGGCUCAGCGUGGAGCCUCGCCAGGUGCGCCUGGUGCAGGCUCCGAGCGCGGUGGAGGCGACGGAGCGCGGCACGGCCACGUUCUCGCUGCGCCUCUCUCACGCCGACGUGCCGGGCCAGUGGUUCCGCGACGCAGUGCCCGUGUCUCCGGGGCCCCUGUGCCGUGUCGCGGCGUGCGGCACGGAGCACAGCCUCACGCUCGCGGCGCUCUCCCUCGACGACUCGGGCCUCGUCUCCUUCCAGGCCGAGGGGGUGCACUGCUCGGCGAGGCUCACGGUCAGAGAGCCGCCCGUGAGGUUCGUCCGUGAGCUGGAGGAGACGCGCGCACCCGAGAAGUCACGCGUCACCCUCGAGUGCGAGGUGUCGCGCGAGUUCGCCGACGUCAAGUGGUACAAGGAUGGAGAGGAGGUGAAGCCGGGCGGCCGGUGCCGCCUCAUGUCCCAGGGCCCGCGGCGCUCACUGCUCGUGCCGCGGUGCGAGCGCGCCGACUCGGGGAUCUACGCGUGCGUGGUCACGGGCGACACACGCACCGAGGCAGCGCUGCGGGUGCACGCUCGCGACGUGCGCAUGGUGCAGCGGUUGACGGAGUGCGACGUGGAGGAGGGGCAGGCAGCCUCGUUUGAGUGUGAGACCACUCACGACGAGGUGAGCGCCGUGUGGACUCUCAACGGGACGCGACUCAAGCCCGGGGACAACGUCCGCAUCCGAGAUGAGGGCACGCGGCACAGCCUGGUGCUGGGGUGUGUGCGCGCCGAGGACGCCGGGGAGGUGGGGUUCUCCGCCGAGGGCGCCGAGUGCACGACUCGGCUCCGCGUCCGAGAGUUGCCGGUCCGCAUCACAAAGCCGCUACGCGACAAGAUCGCCAUCGUGGGCCGGCGCGCCGUGCUCGAGUGCCGCGUGUCGCGCGCCACCACCCGCGUCUCCUGGCAGCACGGCGGGCGCGAGCUGGCGGCGGGCGAACGCUACCAGAUGGGCGCGCAGGGCGAGUACCGCACGCUCGUCAUCGUCGAGGCGGCCUUCAGCGACGAGGGCUCCUACACGUGCCGCGCCGGGGAGGCCUCGUCGUCAGCGCGGCUGCUCGUCGAGGACCAAGUGCUCCAGGUGACGCGUGAGCUGCAGGACGUUCGGGUCCCGUCCUCGGGCACCGCUGUCUUCGAGGUGGAGCUUUCGGGCCCCGCGGCGCGGCCCCCGCGCUGGGCCCUCAACGGGACGCGGCUCCGCGACGGCAGCGGUGGCGCCCACAUGGAGGCGCGUGGCACUGUCUACCGCCUCUCGCUGUUUGAGCUGCGAGCCUCCAUGAGCGGCCUCGUCGAGUUCUCUGCCGGGGAAGCCAAGAGCUCGGCGCGGCUCACGGUUGCGUGAAGGGGCACCGAGACGGCAGCCGUGAUGAGGGGGCCUCGGUUUGAUCCCUGGUGCCGGGGCUGUCCUUGCUGCCUGGUGGCGGGGCGUCCAUAAUGACGGUGCCGUGUUGGAACCAGAACUGGCACGGCAGAGAUCCUGGGUUUGAGCGCUGAGGUUGAGUAGCGUUUUGCUGUCUCGUAGCGGAUGUCCAUAAUGGUGGUGUUUGAGAUGCUGAGUUGGCACUGCAAGGAGCAUGAGUUUGAGCUCUUAAGGUUGGGUGGCUAUUGUUGUUUCAUAGGGGGAGGUUCACAGUGACUGUGUCAAAACUGCUGAACCACCAUGGUAGGGUUGCUAGCUUCAGGCCCCGGGGCUGGGCGUAUAUCUCUCUGUUACACAAAUGGGAGGGGUUUAUAAUGGCCAUGUCAGAGAGACUGAGUAUGAACCACCGAGGUGCAGUGUUUGAGCUCUGUAGAUGUGUGUGUCUCAUUGGCUUACAGAGUUCAUAAUGGUUGUUUGAGAUGCUGAGUCAGUUCUGCUGAGAUCCUGGGUUUGAGUCCUGGGUCUGGGAUUCUCUUUCACAAACAGGGUUUAUAACCAUCUUGCUGAGAUCCCAUGAUUAAGACCUAGGGUCGGGUGUUUUUUGUUGUCUCAAAGGGGCAUUCAUAAUGACUUUGACUGAGGCACUGAGCCAUCACCGCUGAGAUCUUAGGUUUAAUCCUGGGGGCCUUUCACCGGCUCAUAAUGGUUCUAUCUGAGUCAGCACCACUUGGUGGUUUGUGGAGGUUGGUGAUGGUUAGUGGGAGGUUUAUAUUGGUUUCUGGAUGUUGGUGGCUGACAGAUGUCAAUGGUUGAGAUGAUGAUGUUGGUGGCAAAAGUAUACAUUUUACUAAUGUAGGAGAAAAAUUGAACAAGGUCGUGUCACCCCCUUUACUCAGUUUUUAUUUUAGCCUUCAUGAUAUUAAUCAUGGAAUGAAGAUUACAUGGUAGCAGCCCUGAACUACUGGUCGAAAUUCCACUUUUAUAUGAUGAGGACCAGUUGAUCCAGAGGACAAUUCUGAUCCUGAUGUCUAAUUUGCAAUAAAAAACCCACAGGCUGAAAUUUGAAGAAUUGUCUGUGAACUCUUACAGAAGGUGUAACUCAAAAAUUAAACUGCUCUUGUAGAAAUGUAUUAAAGUGAUGUCACUACAUUGACAUUAUUAAACCGUAUGGGAGUAACAUCACGAUAGUGCCAGAAGGACAUGCCUGAACCUACCUUCAAAGAUAUAUAUAGUAUUUUACCAACAAUGACAUUUUAAACUCAUGUGGAACAGCCCAGAGACACUCAGUCGAGGCGAGCAGCUACAAGAUAAGAGCUGUUGGGUUGUGUCUUCCUUUAACCUGGUCACGGCGAUUCGUUUUGUGAUCCCCACAAGGCUUUGUGCGCCCUUCACUUUGUUGGGGUUAACUCGGCUGUUCAGCCCCCUAUGUGGGCGAUACAUUGGUUGUCGUAUAAAUAUACUCACAUUUACAAUGGGAAUGUGGAAUUUCCACCACUGGUUCAGCGCUGUUAAUAAAAGAUGAGCACCGUCCAAUAUUGAUUUGCACUGAAAACCACUCUUGACUCUUUUUUGGCCCGAUUGGCACAGGCCGGUAACAAUCAUAUGUGGAAAAUGACGUUAAAUAGAGAUGUUUCUUAAACCAUUGCAAACUGAUAACUCGCCUCAAGGAGGUACUUAAUGUAUUUGGAGUAUUUUAAUGAGCAGAUUUAUAUUCAUGUAAAAAUAGUAAAUUGAUCGAUAAAAGCUAACAUGAAAUGAUGACUCGUUGGUUUUACAAACAUCGGUGAAAUAAACACAUACGAGCGUCUGAUAGACCCUAAUUAAACAAACACAACGAGGUGAUUGUGUGGCUCAGAGUCAGAGAUACCGUGAUCCUGGGCCUGAAUCCAGGUCUCACGCACCCGUGGUAAAAGUGGCUUUCACCUGUAGCAAGUUGCCGGUCUCCGCCCGCUCCAACAAUUCAACAAAAAAGUAAUCGCAUCAAAAAAAUUCCGCUUUAAAUUCAUUUGUUAGGUUUGUUUUUGAUGUACAAUUAUUAUUUUUUUGCAGGUUAAUAAUAUAUUUUUUGGGGUUCGGCCAAUUAUAAAUUGUAAGGUUGGCUGUCAAAAAAACUACGUGUUGAGUUCGCCUUUGCCGGGAAUUAAAAUGUUUGCCUCUCGUGUGGAUAAAGAAGCAGGAUGAAGUGACGAGA